ACGUGUUUUCCAUAACUUUAGAUAUUUUUUCGCGUGGCAAAUGCGAGUGGAGGACAUAACGCGAACAGUUGUCACAAAGUGUUACGUAAAACUAAAAUGCAUGUUGGAAAAAAACUGGCCGAUUUAUCUAUAUCUUAUAAUGUAAGUACUUUUAAAUUCUGAGAGCAGAAUGGCUUAAUAAAGCUUAAGAGAGUUGUAAUAUAGCAGAAUGGCUGCUCAAUAAAGCUUAAGAGAGUUCAGAAGAUAAAUGGAUUGAGUUGUAGUGCAAAUCUCUAUGAUUUUUCUGGAGUCCGCUUCAAUUUGUUGCAGUUAUUGAGAUGAAAAAUGGAGAAAACUGGGCUCAGGAGAAUAUCAAAUGCCUUAGUUGAGAGGAGUUCAGAGGCAGAGGCAGAGCUUCAGCCUCGUGUUCACAAGACUAAAAACAAGGCAGGGUCUCGGCUAUGGAUGCGCUUUGACGCCGAUGGGAAUUCAGAAGUGCUGGAAUGUGAUAAGCAUAUGAUAAUGAAGCGUGUCUCAAUUCCUGCAAGGGAUUUGAGGAUCCUUGGUCCCGUCUUUUCGCAUUCAUCAAACAUUUUAGCUAGGGAGAAAGCCAUGGUGGUCAAUUUGGAAUUUAUAAAGGCUAUUGUUACUGCUGAAGAGAUCUUCUUGCUUGAUCCAUUGAACCAAGCUGUUCUUCAAUUUGUGGAUCAACUCAGGCAACAACUUCCCUGCAAAAUAUCAUCUAAGAUUCAGGGAAGUAAUUCUACAGACCAGAAGGAAAAGUCUGGCACUUGUGCUUCAACUUCACCUGGACCCUGGCUACCUGUCCCAGAAGCAGCAGAUGGGUUGCAGUGUGAACUUCCAUUUGAGUUCCGUGUAUUGGAAAUAGCUUUGGAGGUGGUUUGUACAUACAUGGAUACAAAUGUUGCAGAACUUGAGCGAGAGGCCUACCCUGUAUUGGAUGAACUGGUUAGAAAUGUCAGUACCAAGAACCUUGAGCGUGUGCGGAGCCUGAAAAGCAAUCUUACUCGUCUCCUUGCACGGGUGCAGAAGGUAAGGGAUGAACUUGAACACCUUCUAGACAAUGAUGAAGAUAUGGCUGAUUUGUAUUUAACUCGGAAAUAUCUACAGACUCAACAAUUAGAAGCUUCAGUAACAGCUAGAGGUCCGAGUAGUUUAGCUAUUACCCCCAAAUUGUCUCACUCAAAUUGUCGCUCAUUGAGCGCUUCUAGCUUUAUUGAUAGUGUUUCUGGGGAUGAAGACGAGGUAGAAGACCUUGAAAUGCUGUUGGAGGCCUAUUUCAUGCAAGUUGAUGGAACUCGAAACAAGAUUCUGUCGGUCCGUGAAUACAUUGAUGACACAGAAGAUUAUGUGAAUAUUCAGCUGGAUAACCAUCGUAAUGAACUUAUUCAGUUUCAGCUUACUCUCACAAUAGCUAGCUUUGUGAUAGUCGUUCCUACCUUUGUAGCAGGAAUAUUCGGGAUGAAUAUUCAUUGUCCGCUCUAUGAUAUUCAUGGGAUAUUUUACACUCUUUGGGGAUCUAUUCUGUCAGGAUGUGUUGCACUAUUCUUUAUAAUUGUAGGUUAUGCCCGCUGGAAAGAGCUACUUGGUACCUAGUAAAAUAUAAUUUACCUGGUAUCUCGGGUUUGAUUGUCCAUGGCAGUGCUUUCCUCUGGUACAAACAUAUGCAAUAGCUCUGCUGCAAUUUUUGAAGUCUCAUCAUCAAUACAUGAAAGGGACAUUUACUUAGAUCAUUAGAUGAAACAAUUAAGUGAUUAGUCAAUGGAUUUGGCAAGAAGCUGUUGUUUUCCCUAUAUUAUCCUUUUAAUAGGCUAUUGUUUUUUCUAUUA
Molecule: messenger RNA, 1829 nt
Organism: Cryptomeria japonica (Japanese cedar)
Lineage: Eukaryota; Viridiplantae; Streptophyta; Pinopsida; Cupressales; Cupressaceae
Product: magnesium transporter MRS2-4
Exons: 4
Coding region: 325-1596 (423 amino acids)
Biological process (GO): transmembrane transport; magnesium ion transport
Cellular component (GO): membrane
Molecular function (GO): magnesium ion transmembrane transporter activity
Source: RefSeq, a predicted model, not a curated record